AGUACAAAAAUAGCCACCGUUCAACGAUUAUUUCCUCCAUACAGUUGCGUUGUUAAUUAUUAUUUAUACAAAUAUAUAUAGUUAUAUAUUAUUGCUACGUUAUAAACUUAAAGUAUAUUAUUGAAUUUUUUAAUACUCCGAAAUCAUAAUUUUCUCCGAAAAACAGGCGAUAUUAUAAUGAGCGACCGUAGUAGAUUCGCGUUCGGCAACCUGGCCCAGACACCUCAGUACCAGAAUCGCUGCGCUCUGUGUUUGACCACGAACCCGGACGACAGUAACACGACGGGUGUCUGCCAGCACACGGCCAGCGUCGAGUCGGCGUUACAUUAUCUGCGAAAUUACGGGGCCCCGACCAGCCCGUCCUACAGCUCGUCACCGUAUCACGGUCAAGACACAGGAUCGGCGACGACGGCACCAGCAUACCCGGCGUUCGGUAGCUGUUCCCCGCCCGUUUCGCCCAACUACUACACGCUCGCCGAAUUCCUGUUGCGCAUGAACCGCAUGCAACAGGAGAACAACGGUGGCCAUCAUCACUUGCGCCAGCAUCCGAUUUCGUCCAGGCCGCCCAAGUCCAAGUCCGAGAUGGGAUGCCUGCGCGAGUGCGCGUUCUGCAAGAGCAACGGCGAGACGGCCGAGUUCUACAAGUCGCACUUCCUCAAGGACCCCGUCGGCCGAGUCAGAUGCCCGAUACUGCAACGGUAUCAAUGUCCGUUUUGUUAUGCAACUGGAGAGAACGCACACACAAGACGUUACUGUCCAAAAAAUCCAAAUAAAAUGUGUUUUAUUAAAGGAGAUCAACUUGUUAAGCAAAAUUUGCAAUGAAAAAUAAAUAUUAUUGUUUAUAUGUUUAGUUAAUAUAUUAUUAAAUAAUUGUUUUUGGAUUCAAUAAUUAUAGUAGUUAAUAAUGAAAAUGUUAUUAAUGGUUUUAUGAAUAGAUAACUACAAUUAUAUUUAAAAAUAAUUUUACAUAGUUUAACAUGAUAUUAUCAGUAUAAAUUUGAGUUUUAUUUUCUGAUUGAUUGUAAACAA
Rhopalosiphum maidis (corn leaf aphid) is the source of this 1029-nucleotide messenger RNA. Its product is annotated as protein nanos-like. The transcript is spliced from 3 exons. Gene Ontology annotation, biological process: negative regulation of translation; oogenesis. The coding region runs from base 178 to 822 and encodes 214 amino acids. NCBI's taxonomy places the organism in Eukaryota, Metazoa, Arthropoda, Insecta, Hemiptera, Aphididae. Gene Ontology annotation, cellular component: perinuclear region of cytoplasm. Gene Ontology annotation, molecular function: zinc ion binding; mRNA binding. The record is from RefSeq and is a predicted model, not a curated record.